This is a messenger RNA of Liolophura sinensis, 5839 nucleotides long. RefSeq names its product nidogen-2-like. Gene Ontology annotation, biological process: cell-matrix adhesion; canonical Wnt signaling pathway. The transcript has 26 exons. Gene Ontology annotation, molecular function: calcium ion binding; Wnt-protein binding; Wnt receptor activity. The record is from RefSeq and is a predicted model, not a curated record. Bases 692 to 4630 code for a protein of 1312 amino acids. Lineage: Eukaryota; Metazoa; Mollusca; Polyplacophora; Chitonida; Chitonidae. Gene Ontology annotation, cellular component: plasma membrane.
GUCACAUUACACUGACACAGGACCAACCAGUCAUGUUUCUUUGCUCUAACCUCUCAGUGCUGAGCGCCAAGCGAGGCAGCGGCAAGUACCAUUUUAGUAUUUAUUAUGACGAGAUCCGGGUUUGAACCCGGGGUCUUCCGACAUCCUCGUAAAUUAUAUAAGUAUGUCCCCCAAAUGCCCCCAAAGUUUGAAUAUUAUUGGUCAGUAAGAGUGAGAGCAGUGUCCUCCUGUCAAGUGGUGGGUACGUGAACUGGUAGCCUCUGUGCACUUCUCCUGGGAUUAUCAACUACUCUCCAGUAUCUCAAUCUGUCCACACCAGACAGUGAAGUCUUUUUCGAGGAGGUACAGCCGAUUGUUCGGGGAAACUUUCACACUGUGUCGGCCCUGGAGAACUUGCUAAUAUCGCGCACCAAAUAGGCAUAUCGCAUAGGUAGAAGUAGAACAAUGGCCUAUAGUGCCCGUGAAGUAAUGUAUUGUUGGUGAGUUAAAGAUCAGGCUUGUGUUAAUCGUGCGAUCUACAGGCCGAUCAGAGCGUGUGUGCGUGGACCUCGCCCCCUAAGAGAACAGCUGGGAUUUGUGCGGGACGGCCAGGCCGUGUGGAGGACCGCUCGGAAGAAAGUUCUCCAACUGAGAGAGCUGACCUCGUACUGGAGCCUGAAGAGUGUCGUCUGGACGGGAACUCUCCACAAACAUGGUGCCUUUUAGGAUUCUUGUCUCUGCUGCACUGUUGUGUUGUGUAAACUCUGUACCCUUAAGUUUAUUUUAUGAAUUCGGCCCUGAGAGCGGAGACAGUGCCCUGCCGGCCGGGGACGAUCUCAGCUCCAGCGAAAUUCAACUUCUUACCCCCGUGGCUUUCUUCGACCAGAUUCACCCCAGUAUUUUCGUCAACCUUAACGGCCACCUCUCGUUCGAGACAGAAUUGCCAGUAUACCAGGCUAACUUAGUCCUGCCCUCAGGCUAUCAGAUCAUCGCUGCCUUUUUAGCUGACAUUGACACACGAGCAACUGGGUCUGUCUAUUACCGGGAGACGUCCGACAGUUCCCUGAUCCAGAGAGCAGCGGCCGACAUCCGCUCUCACUUUGCCGCUUUCAGCGAUUUUCAGCCAAGGACUCUGUUUAUCGCCACUUGGGAAAAAGUCGGAUACUUCAAACAGAACUCAGAUAGACAAAACACAUUCCAAAUAGUGGUGGCCUCAGACGGCCGGGACUCCUUCGUUUUUUUCCAUUACCUUGACGACGGUGUCCAGUGGUUACAGAGUGACGGAAAACUCAUUCCUGUACUGAACGACCCUCCUGCUCAGGCUGGUUUUGAUUCCGGAAAGGGACGAAAACAUCUCAAACUGAGGGUGUCCGGCACAAACCAGGCUCUAGAUCUCCCCAAUUUAUCGAAUAUCAAUGUGCCGGGAGUAUGGAUGUUCCAGAUCGGCUCCGUUAAGGAGGGCAAUGUCUUGCCAGCUGACAUCAAUACAGGAGAAGUGUUCAUCUUUGAACUGGACGGGGAUGAUGCCACCUGUCUGGAGGGCGCGCGCACCUGUCACCCAAGCGCACGGUGUGUUGAUUUCUCCCCAGGAUUUUGUUGUGAAUGUGUCCAACCGUUUUACGGAAACGGUCGAUCUUGUCUGGAACCAGGUGUGCCCCAGCGUCUGAAUGGUAAGGUGUCGGUGAACCUGAACGGAGAGGACUUCGUUGACUUAGACCAGCACAGUUACGUGGUGACGACGGAUGGGCGAUCGUACACGGCCAUCAGCCGCCUGCCUUCUUCCAUCGGCCACGCCAUGCAGACUCUCAACACCCUGGGCGGAAUUGUAGGCUGGCUGUUUGCUGUCCCUAUCAGCCCCCGGGCAAGAAACGGCUACAUGUUCACAGGUGGAGAAUUUAACCGGACGACGGUGGUUCGAUACCAAAGCGGGGAAGAGGUGACCAUCAGACAGAUGUUUUACGGCCAUGAUGCUCUUAACAAUAUGAGGAUGGAUACUUUCAUCACGGGUAGCCUCCCCUCCAUCCCGGUAGACAAGGCUAUCACAGUUGACGACUUCAAGGAGGAAUACAGGCGGGUUUCUCCAGGUUUGGUGAAGUCAUCCUCCAGCCGUACAUACCGUGUUGACGAUGUGGCCUUUCGGUACAGCUGGGAACAGGAGAUUACAUACAAGGAGUGUACAUACGACAGUACCCGUGCCUACAGGGACACCCUGCGGCUCAGCGUCAGCCGUAACUUCGUGGUGUACGACCCCAGAGAGAGGAUUGUCCGAUAUGCCAUGACCAGUCGGAUAAGUGUUCUCACAGGAAAUGACCCGUGCGCUGAUGCAGACCAAAAGUGUGGUCCCAAUUCGGACUGUAUUCCACAAGGCGAUAACUUCAAAUGUGAAUGUCGACCUGGCUACUUUAACGACGGCUCCUCGUGCCAAGAUUAUAACGAAUGUGAGUCUGUACCGAGUCCGUGUGACGAGAACGCCAUAUGUUACAAUGUGGAUGGAUCGUUCGAGUGCCGAUGUUCGGCGGGGUAUACCGGGAAUGGCCGAACCUGUGUCCGGGCCGCCCAGCGUUGUGGAGAGUUCUCCUGUCACUUGAACGCGCGCUGUGUGUUCAACAAUGACGCUGGCUACCCUAUCUGCGAGUGCAAUCCGGGCUAUACUGGCGACGGCAGCGUGUGUACACGCACAGUUGAUCGCCAAUGCGGAGACUACUUCUGCGACUCGGAUGCUCACUGUACCUUCAAUGACCGCCUGCGUACUCCGAUUUGCGAAUGUAACCCAGGGUUUAUCGGUAACGGCGAGAUAUGUGCGGCUGUGGAGUUUGGCUGUAACGAGGUGAACAACUGUGACUCUAACGCCGAAUGUCAGUUGGACGAGGAUGAACAACGCUACGUGUGCGUGUGCAACGACGGGUAUAGUGGGGACGGCGUCACCUGUGAGGAGGCUGGAGACCCUGACAUAAACUGCCGGAACUGCGACCCGAAUGCCCGCUGUGCCUAUGACGUGAAUCGGUUUGUGUUCCACUGUCAGUGUAAGGAGGGGUACACUGGGGAUGGAAACACCUGCUCUGUGAUAGAUGGCUUACCAACGGACAUUUGUCGACGAUGUGACAGAAAUGCAGAAUGUGUGUAUGACCAAUCACAGGAUCGAUACGGGUGUCGCUGCGUGGCUGGUUACCGUGGUGACGGUUACCGCUGCGACGCCAUCGACUGUCGUCUGCUCAAUGAUUGUGAUGGAAACGCGCGGUGUGAACCCGACCGAGAGACAAACUCCUACCAGUGCCGUUGCAACCCAGGAUACCAAGGAGACGGUCGUACAUGUGUAGCGGGAGGCUGUAACGUCCUAAAUGACUGUGACCGUAAUGCACGCUGUAUAGAAGACCCCCGGGAUCCCCGUCUUUACACCUGUGUCUGUAACCCCGGGUACGACGGAGACGGAAAAGUCUGCCUGCAAAGAUUGAUACCAUGUAACCAGGUCAAUAAUUGUGACCCCAACGCUGAAUGUCUUUACGACCCGGAUUCCCAAGGUUACCGCUGCGUCUGUAGACGUGGUUACCUUGGAGACGGACUGCGCUGUAGAAGGCGAGAUUAUGACUGUCGCUCAGAGCCCGGCCUGUGCUCCCCAAGUGCCACAUGUGUGCAGAACCAGGAUGUCUUCGUCUGCUUGUGUAACCAAGGUUACGAAGGAGAUGGCAGGUCUUGCAGACCGUUAGACCAAUCUGACGGGGACUUUCUGGUGUACGCUCAGGGCAUGUCCAUCAUGAGGGUACCCUUUGACAGACAACAGGGACCAGGCCAACAGAUUCUCUACAUCCCAGGUCAGACUGCCAUAGCUGUGGACUUUGACUGCUACGAACGAUUCAUCUACUGGACGGAUGUAUCAGAAGGAACGAUCAGUCGUGCGCGCACAGAUGGAAGUGAUGCGGAAGUUUUAGUGUCUGACGGUCUGAGCUCCCCCGAGGGUGUAGCAGUAGAUUGGCUUAGCAGGAACUUGUACUGGACGGAUUCGGGUGUGGACAGGAUCGAGGUGGCCCGACUGGACGGCACCUACAGACGGACACUGUUUGAUCAAGGCCUGGUGAAUCCACGCUCCAUCGUCCUUAACCCAUCGCGAGGAGUCUUCUACUGGAGUGACUGGAACCGUGCCGAUCCUAAAAUCGAAAGAGCUAACAUGGACGGCAGCGAGAGAGAAAUCUUUGUCCAGUCUGACAUCAGUCUACCAAAUGCUUUAACUCUGGACACGAGAGCUCAGCAGCUCUGCUGGGGAGAUGCAGGUACACAGAGGAUUGAGUGUAUACGGACAGACGGUGUUGGACGGCGGGUUAUUUACGGUUUGGCACAGUACCCCUUCUCACUGACUUUCUCUGGAAACAAUUACUACUGGACAGACUGGGAAAUGACAAGCAUUCCGAAUAUUAACCGCAAUGGAGGACAACUGAACGACGCUCUGUCCUUACCGAUUGGUGGCAACGGCAGGUUGUAUGGUAUCGUAACUGCCAAAGAGCAAUGUGAAAGAGUUAAUAACGCCUGUGGUUUAAACAAUGGCGGCUGUAGAUUUUUAUGUCUCCCAACUCCCGGUGGAGGAAGGACUUGCGCAUGCCCAGACGACAUCGAUCCUCGGCAGUGUGACGAAAUCGGAUUACUCAGGAAGAAGAAAUAACAAAUUACAUUCUAGUUAGAAAAACACUUUUGCAUAAUUUAGUUCAGACACUUUCUGAUAACGAAAGAUAUUUUGGUCGCAUUUCGCACUAAUGUAUAGAUACAGAAAUCUGAUAUUGGGGUCGAUGAAGCAUUCUAAUGCUGGGUUAAAAUGUCGUUAUAUAAGGGUAUUUCCUUCAGCAGACGUGUACAUAUAUACAACAACCGUAUUAUUCAUUGUUUCGAAAAUUUUAUGUCAUCUUUUCCCGUUAUGAUAUUUUCGUAAUUUCUGGUUUAUUGCGUAUCAGAACGGUAAGAAUAUAAAAUCAUUAUCUAUAUAGUGCUGUGGACAUCAUAUUGCCGCCAGCAUAAUGUGGCCUUAAUUAAGUAUUCAUGUCUUUCUCACUCAUAAUACGACAUUGUUCUGACAAAAGUCCGUGUAAUUUUUGUCAUGCUCUAGUCAGACACAAUACUCAUGAAAUCCAGGCUCACUGACUUGCCAAAAUUUAAGCUUUUCUUCAGUAAUUGGGUUACAGCCCACAAGUGCCAUGUCAGUUUUGUUUGAAAAGAUUAUGUUCUUCUCAUCAUGUUCUAAUUCAAUCAAGUAUCUACCGCAGUAUUUGUGUUCAAGCAUAAAUUAGUGUUUUAUGUGAGAUUUUAUGUAAAAUGAUGCGAAGUGUUUGUAUUAGUUUUGAGCAUUUCAUAAUGCUUCAGUGGUUAUGUCACUUAUAAAUUCGUGCCAAAUAAUUCUGUACAUAUUAUUUUUAGUGUUAAUAUGUGCUUACCUCAGAGCUAAUGAUGUUUACCGCCAACAACUGCCUAACUACACAAUAAUGGUUUACGUAUCGCUUCUCUGUUCCUGGGGCGUGUUAGAAUAAGGGUAAUCUCCUGUCUUCUGUGAGAAUGGAAGCACCGAUUGACGUUUUCGGAAACUGAUACCUGGGUUCCAAAGACCGUUUGACGUUUUCGAUUCUGGAUUCACGACCGAUUACUAGUGGUAAAUUUCUUGAACCAGGCAUGUUUUAACAAACCUAACUUUUAGUACAAAGUACAUGAACGAAUGAGUUUUGAGAAUAUUGAAUAGAAGGCGAAUUACCCAUGUAUGGUGAAUAACUAAGACCUAUAUAUUACGUCACAGACUUUCGUUGGGUUUUCUGUGGCACGAUUAAAUCUGUGUCUGAUUUUUCUUGUGCAUUUAUCUGGUUAUUAGAAGAGUUAUACAAAUCGGACU